ACUACGUAGUUAGUUCGUGCCGKGAAGAAGGCUUGUAAACAUUUGCUAUUCAUCAAAAAAUACAAAACUCUGAAAGAAAGAACACUUAAAACCAAGUGAAAUUCAAGGUUUUGCCAAACAUGAGGCGGACAAAAGCCGUAAAAGCAACAUUUCUGGCAUUUUUUGCGGUGGUUUUGUCUUUUUGGCUUACAAGCGCAGAGAGUCCUACGUAUAAAUGUCCUGAAGGACAGUUUAUGUGUAAAAACCAAARAUGCAUUGUGGGCAGAUGGAAAUGUGAUGGUGAAAAUGAUUGUGGGGACAAUUCAGAUGAAGAUGCUUGUGCACCAAAAACCUGCAGGCCAGAYGACCAGUUUCGGUGUGGUAAUGGUAAAUGUAUUCCUAAGACUUGGCUUUGUGAUGAGGAAGAUGAUUGYAAAGAUGGAAAAAGAUCUGAUGAGCAAAACUGUGGUAAUGUAACCUGUGCCCCCAGUGCGUUCAAGUGUAAUAAUGGCAAGUGUAUUGCUAAUCACUGGAAGUGUGACGGCAAUGAUGACUGUGAGGAUAACUCAGAUGAAGAUACAUCAAUGUGUAGUAAAGUUCCAGCUCGUACUUGUGCAUCAGACCAGUUUACAUGUAGUAAUGGYCAUUGUGUGUCAAAGAGAUGGGUAUGUGAUAGAGAGGAUGACUGUGGAGACAAGAGUGAUGAACUGCAAAGUGAAUGCAAUUCCAAGACAUGUGCAAGURAUGAAUAUCGAUGUAACGGCAAAAACCACAAAUGUAUACGAAAUGAAUGGAAAUGUGAUGGUGAUAACGACUGUCCACUGGCUGAUGAUGAGGAWGGGUGUCCAACAACUCCAUMUGUUCCAAKCAUUAGAAUUUGUUCAGUUGGUAUGUUCAUGUGUAAGAACAAAGAGUGUAUCCUUGGAAAGUGGAAAUGUGAUGGUGAAUCUGAUUGCUCUGAUGGCAGUGAUGAGACUAAUUGUCCUAAAUCCAACUGCAGCAAUGGACACUUUGCAUGUGCAAGAGGAGGGUGCAUCCCAGCUAAUGAGAGAUGUGAUGGCAGCCCUAACUGUGCCGAUGGCUCUGAUGAAGUUAACUGUAUGACCCCACCGCCAUGCACAGAGGAUGAAUUCAAGUGUGGCUCCACAUCUGUGUGUAUUUCUAACACUAAGUUAUGUGAUGGUAAAAAUGAUUGUCCCAACAAUGAAGAUGAAUCCAUGAGAUGUAGUAUAAAUGAAUGUCUUGAUCACAAUGGCCAUUGUCAACAUACUUGUAAUGAUCUGCCUAUUGGAUAUAACUGUAGCUGCAAUCCAGGAUAUACCAUCUCUGCUGACAGUGCRCGUUUAUGUGAAGAUGUUGAUGAGUGCCUAGUUUAUGGUCAGUGCAGUCAGAYAUGCAUCAACUUCAAGGGUGGUUAUAAAUGUACUUGUAAACAGGGCUAUAUAAUGGAACCAGAUCACAAGACUUGUAGAGCUGUAGAUCCAGCACCAUACCUAUUGUUUUCAUCUCAAACCAGUGUACGCAAGAUGACAGUUAAUGGUUAUUCUUAUAACAGCAUCGURACURRWCGAAAAGGUGCAGUCGGCAUUGACUUUGACCUUAAAACUAACAAAGUGUUCUGGACUGAUCCAAAAUCCAGGAAAAUCCACAAGGCCAACCUUGAUGGAACAGGAAAUAUCCAGGAUAUCAUUGGUGAUGUUAGAGUACCAGAUGCCAUUGCUGUUGAUUGGGUUGGACGUAAGAUUUACUGGACAGAUGGUGAUUUAAAUAUGGUUGAAGUAGCAGAAUUAGAUGGUACCAACAGAAUGGCUUUAUAUACUGAUGGUUUGGAUGAACCAAGGGCAAUCGCUGUGGACCCAUCAACAGGAUACAUCUACUGGUCAGAUUGGGGCUAUUACCCACGCAUUGAGCGAGGUGCUAUGGAUGGCACCAGUGSUGCACGUCGUGUGCUUGUGAACAGUAAUCUUGGAUGGGUAAAUGGGAUGACUAUUGAUUACACCAUUGACCGUUUAUACUGGGUUGAUGCAAGGCURAGAAAGAUAGAGACAAUCAAACUAGAUGGCACUGAUAGACGAUUGAUUGCAUUAACCCCUAAUGAGCAUCCCUUUGCAGUAACUGUAUUUGAGAACUAUCUGUACUAUUCUGAUUGGACGAGGAAUGAUCGAGCUAUUAGGAAAGUGAAUAAGUUUACUGGUAAAGAUCGAUCAGUUGUGAAGACAUUAAUGUGGACUCAUAUGGAUAUCAAGGCUGUCCAUCCUCACCGRCAGUCCAAUGUAACCAGCUCAAGAGCUAAUGCCUGUAUUGUUAACAAUGGAGGKUGUAGCCACCUUUGUCUGCUAGCUGUUGCACCAAAACUUGCAACAUGUCGAUGUCCUAAUGGUAUGAAUAUGUCAUCCAAUGGUAAAACAUGUAAUGGUAAACCAUUUACUGGACAGCCAACACCAGCACCUACAUCUUCAUCAACAAGAGGACCAGUAUCAGUACCAUCUGGACAAAGUACCACAGCAUCUUCCAAAACAUCCAAAACCAAACCAAACAAUGUUGCAAAACCAACAAAAUCUUCAACAAGUGAUGAAGUUCAUAAUGGAGGAAAAAAUCCAAGAACAACAAAACCAACAACAAAUAGUGGAAAUGCUGUUGUGGCCAAGCAAAAAAGUUCUUCAAGUGACAGUGGYCCAAACCUUAAACUUAUUAUUCCUAUUGUACUUGCCAUUUUACUAAUACUAAUACUAGCAGCUGUCGGCUACUGGUUCUGGAGGACGCGUUACAGGUAUAAGCCAAGUAUAAGUUAUUACAAAGACAUGUCUACAAAGCCACUGGAAGAAGACUUUGAUGACAAUGAAACUACUAAAGUAUUUGAUGAUGGAGGACCAAGGUGUAAGGUUGAAUUUGCUUAGGUCUUAUAGAUUAUUGAUAAUAUUAUUAGAGUAUAAUAGUAUUUAAGGUAACCAUAUUGUCUAUUGUACUUAAUAGGUACAGUACACAAAAACAAGGUGUACAAAUUUACCAUUUUUUGAAAUUCAAAUGUGAUCUUGUGCAUGACAAGCUACCUUAGAGUUUCUUUUGCAUGCUAUAGACAUUAAUUUAAUUUAAGCUGUGAAAGAAGAACCAGGCAUUCUAGACAAUCUAUCAAUGUCAUUUCAAAUAGACAGGAAUUUUCCUGGGAAUGAAUCUCCAUCUUGAGGGAAAACAAUGGAUUCUCAAACCAYUUGUCCCUAUAGACCUAAUCGGCUAACGGCGUWGCUAUGUGCGUUGCCACCCAAUUCAAAUCCUGUKRGAAAAAGAGCUUUUGUUUCUAAGAAUUCAACUGUGGAAUGAAAAUACAACGAACAAUGAAACUUUCUCCCAGSUGGUUUGAAUUGGGUUKAAGCCGAUUCGGUCUAUAGAAGUUGUUUGGAUGUCACAUGCAAAGAGUCUAUUAUAGCUAUUUUAAUGCUUGGAGAGAGAUUUGCACCUCCUAUACCUCCACCCAAGAUCAUUCUCCUAGGGGCURCUUCUUAUUUUCACUUACUUCAGCUAUUAAUAGAAUCUGUUUUAAACGUGAAAAAUAUUAUUGUGCAGUGUAAAUCAAACAUUUUUUCAGCUGAAGUUUGAAUAUUUUGUGUAUGCCUCUACAGCGAAACCUCUAUUUUAUGGUCACAAGAGAYCACAAGUUUCUGAAAUAUUUUCURAUAAAGGUUUUGCUGUAGUUUAAUGGCACUGCAGUCGUGCUGUGAUGAGUUAAGUUUUGUAUUAUUUAUUCUAGAGCAGGCUCAGAGUGAUGUAAAUACAAGUGACGUGUGUAUGUGCAGGMCACAUGCCUAAAUUAAUGAAGUGCUGCUUAAAAGCUUGCUUAGGGUAAUUGUAACUAAUGUCAAAACAAUGUAUAUUCUCUGGAAACCUAGUAAGAACUAUUUGACCUGAAUGGUAGCACAUACACUGCUUUCUAAUUGGAGAUAAUUUAAGACUGUUCUAUAAGAAAUAAAUUAGGAAAAAUGAGAGAAGAGCCAUAAUUUAAGACUGUUUUAUAAGAAAUAAAUUAGGAAAAAUGAGAGAAGAGCCACAGACUAAUUUUCUUGAUUGAAUUGUAGGCUUAUUUAUUUAUAACCAUUAGAAUCCAAUGUUCAACAGGUCAAGCUAAUAAUAAAUAUAAUAAUGGCACAAAAAUAAUUAUUUAAUGACAAAAAAUGAAAAAUAUCAUCAAAAGUGAAAACAAGAAUAAAAAAGAAAUAUUCAAGUGUCAUGAUUAUAAACUAAGAUAAUAUUUUAGGUACAUUAUAUAUAAUAUGAUAAUUAAUUUUUGACAUUGGUUAGAAUUGCAUUGCUAUAGUCGAUAAAUAUAUUUAAUAGCGCAGUAUUUUGUACUAAAAUGCUUUAUAAAUUUAAUGCCAUUACAUUCUGGUUAAUGUAAAAAAAAUAUUUUGAAAUCUAGUUUUUUAAAUGCAGUAAAGUAAUGCCUGCUUCUGAAGCUUUUUGCUAUAAAAUGCAUUAGAAAUAAAUAUAUAUCCAAAMUUGAUAUUUAUCAUGGAUUUUCAUUUUUUGUGCGAGAUAUUUAUCAAUUAAUAUAAGUUUAUAACAGGACAUGUUAUUAAGUUGACUUGAAUUAAUUUUCUUUUUGUUAGUAAUGAAUAUUAUGGUAUUGAUGAUAAUAUUUUCAUCAUUAAUGAGAUUAAUAUUAUUAAURGUUAAUUUUCAUUGUUGAUAUGAUUAAUAUUAUCAUCAUUUGUUUGAUUAAUCAUUGACUUAUCAUUAUUGCUAAUAGUGAUUAUACAUGUAAUCUAUGACAUGAUUUCCAGUGAUCAACAGUAUAUCAUAAUUGAUAUGAUUAAUAGAUGAAUCAUAAUAUAUCAAUCAAUUGGAAGAAUUACAUUCUUCUAUCCAUUAUAAUUGAAAUGAUUCCUACUGAGUGAUGAUCAUUUCAAUAUGGUUAUUAGUUAUUUACAGCAUGAAAUGCCAAAACUGUAGUCAUCAAACAACUUGCAAAUGAGAUAGAAAGAUAGUGAGGAUUUUCUUUUUAGUUAGUGUCCCACAGCCAUGUUAAUGGAGUAUUGAGAAAGGAUUUCACUUUAGCAUUUAURGUUGAAACUACCAGCAACCAAACCAGUAAUAAAGAAUAUUCAGSUGGCCAYAGUUUAGYAUGUCUUGCUGUAAAUAACAAAGUCUAGGGUAAUUCUAUGAACCAGACCUAUAAUUUAUUGGCCAGUAAGUUGUAAAAGUAUUGUGCCCUAUGACUGAGAUAAGGAUUGAGUGUAAGACGUCUGGUCCUAGCCAGAAAAAAMCCUAAAGAGAUGUGCACUAUGCAUACUCAAUGUAUAUAUAUAUGUGUUUAAAUGAUUAUUUCUCUAAUUUGUAACUAUAUUAUUGAGUUAAGAAUAAUAUUAUUAAGAUAUUGUAGCUAUUACAUAACUAAUGUUAUUAUGUUGGGUUAAUUAAUGUUUGACUGUAUUUUGAAUGCACCUGUUCCAGUAAUGAUGAAGAUCUAGGAUCUGAAUAUAGACCUGCGUGCCUGGGGAAUGUUUUCCCAUUUAUCCCCUUACRAAUAUAAUGUGUUGUUUUUCAUCAGUUUUGARAGAAAACAUGAACAAUACAGAUGUCAGUAAAAUACAGAAUUUCAUUUUCAAGAGGAGGAUUAGCAUAAUUGCUCUAAGCCUUUCUUUGUUUCAACAUACAAGAGUAAAGCUCACAGUCCUGGAUAGUAYAUUUGCUAUUUCUAUGCACUCAGAUAUAUAUUUAAAAGAUGUGAGAAAAGAACACAAAGAGAAGGAACUGUUGGUGUUGGCAAUCAUCCAGUAGCACAAACAUUGCUACUUACCAAUAACUGACAAACCUUUAUACCAUUACUGGAACAUUAUUUACAUGCGACUUUGUAUCAGGCAAGACACAAGUUCUCUGACUUGUGUAUUUCUGAAUUGAAAUGACAUAAAUAGAAAAUUGUAUUUGAGAUACUCUUGUCUUGAUUGUAGCAAAGUAAAGCAAUGUUGGUCUUAAACUAUGUUAUGACUUUGUCAGAAAAUGCCAGCUUAAAUUUGAUGUGUGUAUUUACCCAUAAUCCCCCGCAGUCUCUGACAUAUGGUCUUGACRGGGCCAUUCUGUGUUGUGCAUGUUUUGUAUAUAUAAUAUAAUACUAUUAUACCAUUUGUAAUGAUUGCUAAAAAAUGACUUAAAACAAUUAAAACUAAAUAAAGUUAAAUGAAUAAGAA
Molecule: messenger RNA, 6158 nt
Organism: Exaiptasia diaphana
Lineage: Eukaryota; Metazoa; Cnidaria; Anthozoa; Actiniaria; Aiptasiidae
Product: low-density lipoprotein receptor
Exons: 15
Coding region: 120-2876 (918 amino acids)
Molecular function (GO): protein binding; calcium ion binding
Source: RefSeq, a predicted model, not a curated record